ACUUUUAGUCCUGUGAAGGGCGUGAAAGCAAAUAACGGUACUUACGAUCCAAAGGCCCGUAAAGUGGAGUAUACGCUAAAGGAUGUGACCGACGAUACGGUCGGCAAAUACCGGUGCGAAGUGGAGUACUAUAGCGGAGCCGUAAACAACUUUCAUGUCUUUUCUGAAAUUACUCUUAACGCCGUGCCAAUAUUUACACCAAUACCGGGCAUAAAUAAAAUCGUAAACUUGGAGCCAGGUGCGUUCAUCAUUAACAAUAUAAACAGGACAACUGCUGGCCGUUAUGUGUGCAAAGUUUAUUUCAACAACAACCUCAACAACUACUACAAUACGCGUUCAUUCACCCUGGGCAUUCAGGUCCAUAACGUAACAUUUAUCACCCAAACCAGUGGACCAGACAGUGAGCACCCGUACCCACGCGUCCAUAAACAGCAUUUACAAAGUGAUGACAUGCGAGCCAUCAAAAUGAGUCGCUCUCCCGAAAACGUAACGCUAGCCAUAACUCCCGCGAAAGUACGCGAUGAAGACGUUCACGUGGUUUGCAGCUAUAAUUUAUCUCAAAUUAACGAUAGAUUCAUCGAUAUAAGUCUCUACAAAGACAACGUGCGCUUUCUUAAGCAAUACGACGCGGUUAGAUUAUUUAGGUUCUUGGAGCUUAAUAGAUUCAAUAUUGCUAUUGAAUUUCGACGAUUGAAAGGCAUCGAUGAGAUCAUAAAUUAUUACAACGAGAAGAGUUCGCCACAACUUUUUGUUACGAUCAAAGAUCCGACAAAAUAUACGGCCGGACGGUAUGCCUGUCGCGUGACUUUUGCCAAUCAAACGCACACUUCACUCAAUUACACGGUAUCGGCCGAUGCUGUGCUCGGAGGGGCCGCCCAUUUGAUCAUCUCUUACCAUAUUGUAUGGCUUUCAAUAGCUAUUGUGUUAUUUAAAUAAUAUUAUUUCUU
Messenger RNA from Medioppia subpectinata, 947 nucleotides. The record is from the annotation of a GenBank genome assembly. Lineage: Eukaryota; Metazoa; Arthropoda; Arachnida; Sarcoptiformes; Oppiidae.